GGGAAGGAUCCCAUUCUUUCGAAAAAAGCAGCAUGUUGCAGACAGUCAGUGAGUGGCUGUGGUGGGAUCGUCUGUGGCUGCCAGCGAAUGUCUCCUGGUCUGAUCUGGAGGACGAUGAAGGUCGUGUCUACGCUAAAGCCUCUCAACUUUACGCUGCUCUGCCCUGCGCCCUCUGCCUGCUUCUAGUCAGAUACUUGUUUGAAAGGUACCUGGCCACACCGCUAGCUAAUGUCUGGGGCAUCAGGGACAGGGUGCGUCUGACAGCAGAACCAAACCCCAUCCUAGAAAACUACUUCUGCAGCCAAGCACGGGUUCCAUCCCAGGCUGAUGUGAGGUCUCUGUGUAAAAAAACGAGUUGGCCAGAAAGAAGAGUUCAAGUCUGGUUCAGGAGGAGGAGGAACCAGGAGCGACCAGGGCUUCGGAAGAGGUUCUGUGAAGCCAGUUGGAGAUGUGUGUUUUAUUUUUUUGCAUUUGUCAGUGGAGUCGUAGCUCUCUAUGAUAAACCUUGGCUUUAUAAUCUGAAGGAGGUUUGGGCAGGCUUCCCUAAACAGUCUAUGCUGCCAUCUCAGUAUUGGUAUUACCUCUUGGAAAUGGGCUUCUACCUCUCUCUGCUCCUAAGCCUCACAUUUGAUGUGAAACGGAAAGACUUCAAAGAGCAGGUGAUUCAUCAUAUAGCCACGCUGACGCUUCUGACUUUCUCCUGGAUUUCAAAUUACAUCCGUAUUGGAACCCUUGUGAUGGCAGUUCAUGACUCUGCUGACAUACUGCUGGAGGGUGCAAAGAUAUUCAACUAUGCCAAGUGGCACCAAACUGCUAAUACCAUGUUUGUAGUGUUUACUUUUCUUUUUAUGGUGACAAGACUUGUAAUUUUUCCUUUCUGGCUGAUCCACUGCACAUGGGUGUACCCGUUGGAGCAGUUUGCUCCCUUCUUUGGCUACUACUUCUUCAACGCCAUGCUGUUGAUUCUACAGAUACUUCACCUCUAUUGGGCUGUUCUUAUUUCACGAAUGGUUUACAAGUUUAUCUUCAGCAAGCUGGACGGCGACGACAGGAGUGAUGAAGAGGAGGACGACAGUGACUCACCGAAGGAAACGAACCACAAACUGAGUCACAUGAAUGGCUCCGGAGCCAGAGGCCGAGCCAAUGGCCAUUGACACAUACAGACAGGCAGAAACAGAGAAAUAGGAAAAUGGAUAGCAGACACAUGGGCAGAAUCAGUCUGUUAGUACCUAAUUACUUAUUUAAAAAAAAAAGAGUAAAUACACUUGAGCAGAGGAUACUGUAUUUAUAGGAACUGUGAAGGAUUAUAUACCUAAUUGACUGGAAGCUGCAUGGUUUCUGAAAUUCUUUAAAUUCAGAACUUUUAACAUCAUAUUAUCUUGUUCUAUUCAUAAUUAAAAAACAGAGUAAGGCUUUGUUGAUGUGUCGUUUAUAUAUUUUUGUAUG
This is a messenger RNA of Toxotes jaculatrix (banded archerfish), 1446 nucleotides long. RefSeq names its product ceramide synthase 3b (gene cers3b). The coding region runs from base 33 to 1154 and encodes 373 amino acids. Gene Ontology annotation, cellular component: membrane. The record is from RefSeq and is a predicted model, not a curated record. Gene Ontology annotation, biological process: ceramide biosynthetic process. NCBI's taxonomy places the organism in Eukaryota, Metazoa, Chordata, Actinopteri, Toxotidae. The transcript is spliced from 11 exons. Gene Ontology annotation, molecular function: sphingosine N-acyltransferase activity; DNA binding.